Amaranthus tricolor (Joseph's coat) is the source of this 2264-nucleotide messenger RNA. RefSeq names its product probable protein phosphatase 2C 80. The transcript is spliced from 6 exons. NCBI's taxonomy places the organism in Eukaryota, Viridiplantae, Streptophyta, Magnoliopsida, Caryophyllales, Amaranthaceae. The coding region runs from base 440 to 1885 and encodes 481 amino acids. The record is from RefSeq and is a predicted model, not a curated record.
UUUGUGAUGAAACAAAAUAUCUGAUUCUUCGCCCAUCUUCAAAAAAAGAAAAAAAAUAUCUGAUUCUUCGCUCAUUCUUUUGUGCUCCUUCCCACACCAACCAGCGACUAAGGAAGAAGGUACCCCGAUCUUCCUUCGGCUAUGGCAACAUUCUACUUUAUCUUCUGCUCUAUUCACCUCAUUUUUUAUUAGGGUUUUCAUCCAUUCUUCAUCUAUUAUCCUCUUCCAUAUUUAUUCAUUCUAUAAUCAGGUAUCUUUGGUUACCAGAUUUGUAUUUCAAUUAUCAAGGGAGAAAUUGAGGAAUUCACAUUUGUUUUGAUAUUAAUAUAUUGAUUACUAGUUAGUAGUGACUUAUUGUGGAUGUGCUAAAUUCUUAGGUUUUGCAAUCGGAUUCUGUUAGGAUUUAGGAAAGGAAUGUUUUGGCUUUAAAGGGUUUAAAAUGCAAUUGGCAUCUUUUUCAAAGCUGAAUUCUGCUUGUCGGUCUUCGUUUAGAAAAGGUUUUAUUGGACGGUGUUUGUCUAGGGAGCAAAAUAACUUUUGCUUUGUAGGUAAAAUUCUCAACAAGAGUUGUAAUUGCAAUUCUGUUAGGUCUUAUUGUUGUCAUAGGAUAAAUCAAUAUCUAGUAAAACCGACUUCUGUGGUUGUCUCUUGUCGUGUUUCAAGGAAUCCGAUGGCCACUUCAGGGUCUCAAACUGUCGGUGGAGAUGUGUAUGUAGAUAACGUGUUUAUGGGAUGUGGGAAUGUCGUAGAUUAUGCAAAGCCAGCCUCUGUUUUCUUUGGUGAUAUAAGUGCUAAUAGUUGUCGAAAAGCUAGUGUUAGUUUGAGGAUUCGAGAUUCUACUUUUGUUCGUAUUGGUGCCCCUGGUAUAGGUUACAGGAGUUGGGACUCUAGGGUGUUUCUUGGACAAUGUUUGAGGCCUUAUCAUGCGUCAUCUUCUGCGAGUUAUUCUGAUGGAGCUUCUGCUGAUGUCCCAUUCGACAUUACUACUAGGGACGUGCAAUCACGUGAAAAUGCUGCAGAUACCCCUGUCUGUAAACACGAGGAUCAGCUAUCCUUGAAGCUUCAUUCAGCAUCAUGUUACCUGCCACAUCCAGAUAAGGUGGCUACUGGAGGGGAGGAUGCUCAUUUCAUUUGUGAAGAAAAAAAAGUGAUUGGAGUUGCAGAUGGUGUUGGUGGAUGGGCAGAUGUUGGUGUUGAUGCUGGAUUUUAUUCUCGAUUACUUAUGUCUAAUUCUGUAACAGCUAUUUUGGAGGAUUCUAAUAAUGGAGUAGAUCCGGCUAAAAUAUUGGAGAAAGCUCAUGCUGAAACUAACGUUAUAGGUUCUUCAACAGCUUGUAUAAUUGCUCUCACAGAUAAGGGGAUCCAUGCUAUUAAUCUUGGGGAUAGUGGAUUUAUAGUAAUCAGAGAUGGAACUACAGUUUUUCGGUCCCCUGCGCAGCAGUAUGGCUUCAAUUUUCCUUAUCAGCUGGCAAGUGGCACUGGGGGUGAUUUACCCAGUUCUGGUCAGGUUUUCUCAUUUUCUGUUGCCGCUGGAGAUGUUAUAGUAGCUGGUACAGAUGGAUUAUUUGACAACUUAUAUGACAAUGAGAUUUCUGCAUUAGUGGUCCAAGCGAAGAGAGCAGGUUUGGAGCCUCAGGUGAUGGCACAAAACAUAGCCACUCUUGCUCAACAAAGAGCUCUGGAUCGUCAACGACAGACACCUUUUGCCGCAGCGGCACAUGAUGCGGGGUUUCGUUAUAUCGGAGGAAAGCUGGAUGAUAUUACUGUUGUUGUAUCCUACAUCACUGCUGAGAAUAAUGAUUUGCAGUUUCUACUUGGGGUGCUUGGUAUGAACCACAUUGCAGAAACAAGGUCGUAUCAUAUCGGCCGUAUCGGACCAAUAUAACCUGUAGCGUAAAGGUAUAAAAAAACCACGUUUUAGUACAUAUUGUAUUGGCUAUAUCGAUAACCGCAUCACCCUUUAUUGUAUUACCGUGUCUGUUUCUGCAAACCUGCCGUUACCAUUCUUUUUGCACCAUAAUGAGCUUUUUAGAUUUCAAAAUUAUGGAUUUCACUUAACUCAUUCGAUUAUUUAGUAUUUGUUAUGAGAUUUGGUUAGCCCACUCACAAGGGUAAUAGAUAGACCCUCAAAUUAUUACCACUCAUUUCUCACUAUAAACUAAUCCUCUCCUUUUGUUUUCUCUUUCUUUUCUGUCCCUUACAUCUUUUUGUACCAAACAGUUAAUUAUGAUAUCACCUAACACUACCCUUAUCUUUAUUUAUGC